GCCCCUCCCUGCCCUUCUGCCCGCGCUCGCGCGUGCGCGCCUGUGACCUGUCCGGUUCGAGGAGGAGAGAGAACGAGAGCUUCGGGAAGCGGGCGUCGCUGAGGGAAGGGGGCGUCGAGGGAGAGAGGGGAGAGCUGAGGAGAGGGAACCUCGAGGGGAAGUAGAGCUGGGGGGCCAGUCAUCCACAGAAAGAGAGAGAGCGUUAAGGGGGCACAUCCAGGAAAACAAAGAGAGGGCUGAUCUGAGGCGUCUAGGUCGAGAAAGAGAGCUUAGGGGGACUAUCCAGCAGGAGAGAGCGAGAUUAGAAGAGAGGCACCUUUGGAGGGAGAGAGAGAUAAGGGGAAUCAUCCAGGAAAGAGAGAGAACUCUGGUGAGGUACCCACUGAGGGACAGAGAAAGCGUUGUAACCCACCCAAUCCAAGACUGGGGGUUGAGGGAGAGAGUAGAACCGAGGUACCCUAGAACAGACAGGGAGGAGAGGAACUUGGUCCAGGAAGAGAGACCCAGAGAGGUUAAUUUACUCCCAGAAGAGAGGGAGCUCCUCGAGGAGAGGUUACCCUUUAGAGAGAGCAGUUUUAGGGGGAUCUUCCACCAAGAAAGAGAGACAGUCAACGACAGGUUUCUCAGCCCUAGGGAGAGGGAGGGAACCUUCAGGAGGCAAUCCUGGAGGGAUAGGGAGAGAGAGCCCAGGGGGAGCGAUCUAAGGGAGAGAGAGUCCAGGGGGAGCGACUUGAGGGAGAGAGAGUCCAGGGGGAGCGACCUGAGGGAGAGAGAGUCCAGGGGGAGCGUUCUGAGGGAGAGAGAGCCCAGAGGGAGCGACCUGAGGGAGAGAGAGUCCAGGGGGAGCGUUCUGAGGGAGAGAGAGUCCAGGGGGAGCGACCUCAGGGAGAGAGAGUCCAGAGGGAGCGACCUCAGGGAGAGAGAGCCCAGAGGGAGCGACCUGAGGGAGAGAGAGUCCAGGGGGAGCGACCUGAGGGAGAGAGAGUCCAGGGGGAGCGACCUGAGGGAGAGAGAGACCAGGGGGAGCGACCUCAGGGAGAGAGAGCCCAGAGGGAGCGACCUGAGGGAGAGAGAGUCCAGGGGGAGCGACCUGAGGGAGAGAGAGCCUAGGGAGAGCGACCUGAGGGAGAGAGAACCAAUCUAUAGUUUGUUAGCCAGAGAUCUGUGGGAGAUUGACGAGGAGUCAACUGAGACAGACAGACGUCCCUGGAGGAUAGAAGAGAGAGAGAGGGGACUGAGAGGGGACAUUCAGAGGGAGUUACUGAGAAGUGAAGAGAGGCAGAGAGAGAGAGAGAGAACGCUGAGGAGCAGCAUCCUGCGGGACACAGCAAGAGCUGAAAGAAGGACUAUAAGAAGGGAGAGAGAGCUGAGAGGGGCCAUCCAGAGUGAUCUAUCAAGAACUGAGAGGAGGUUUCUGACAAGGGAGAGAGAGCUGAGGGGAAAUAUCCAGUUAGAGAGAGAGAGGGGGGGGGAUGUGUUUCUAGAUAGGAAAAGAAGGAGGGAGCUUCAGGAGGACCCUGAAAGGACCACUCUUCCACCAGUGCGUCGCCCCAGAGGGCCUGAGAGAUAGAGCAGAAGGGAGCCCCUCCCCAGAGACAGAGAGCAGGACUCUCCAGGAACCUAGAGAGGGGAUUAGGGUAGAAAGUGUGUUCUAAAAGGGGCUUCCCAAAAGAUAGAGAGGGUUUUGAAAGGCAUCAGUCAGAAGAGUGGAGAGAGUCUUCGGGUGUACUUCCAGGAACAGCGCUCUCAGGAGAACUUUCAGAGAGAGUGCCAUCUCCCUGACCUGGCUUGAGACAAAUAGUCUUGAGGAAUUCAUAUAGGUAAAGACAGGGAGUGCCAGACUCAGAGAGAGAGAACUCAACUUGGGGGCAGAGAAGAGAGCACCCUGAAAAAAAAAAAAAAAGAGGCGAAUCACCCUACAGGGGAAAAGAUAGUGCAGAAAAGAGGAGUAAACCGAAAUUUUAGGGAAGAUCCCAGGAGAAGACAGAGUAGAGAGCCCAGGGCAAAAACUCCCCGGGGGGGAAGUAAAGGAUUUAAGAAAACAGGAGAUGAGAAAGCCUGAGAGAAGAAAGUUUUAGAAACAAAGGAAAGUGUAGAAGAGACAUCUGAGAAAAAGAUAAUUAUUAAGACAAAAAGUUAAAAAGGAAAGCUUCCAUUAAGAUAGGAGAAAGGGGAAAAACAGCUAAGAAAAAAGGUAUUGACAACUCGGCAGCUCACCUCCCCCAUACUCCAUUCCCUGAGCAAUUAAGAGGAAAACAAAAUCUAUUCCCUUCCUGGCUCCUAACACAGGAAAAAAACAAAAAACAAAAACCUACUUGUGCCUUGCCCUCAGUCUGGGCAAAAGGCCUAAUUUCCCAGUCCUAAGGCUUUACUUCCAAUCUUCCAGUUUGGGGUUCCUGGAUUGGACAGGGCACAGGCCCUGCUUCCUUUUUCAAAACCCUCUCUCCUAAUCCUCUCGAGUCAUCAUGUCUACCAGCAAUUAUAGCUUCAAGAACCGGUGUGUAUCUAUCCUGUGCUGCAAAUUCUGUAAGCAAGUGCUCAGCUCUAGGGGGAUGAAGGCUGUCUUGCUGGCAGACACUGAGAUAGACCUUUAUUCUACAGACAUUCCUCCAACCAAUGCUGUGGACUUCAUUGGAACCUGUUAUUUUACUGAAAUCUGCCAAUGCAAACUGAAGGACAUCGCCUGUUUAAAAUGUGGGAACAUUGUAGGUUAUCAUGUGAUUGUUCCAUGCAAACCCUGCCUUCUUUCCUGCAACAACGGGCAUUUCUGGAUGUUUCAUAGUCAGGCAGUUUUUGGUAUCAACCGGUUAGAUUCCACUGGUGUAAAUCUACUACUUUGGGGCAACUUGCCAGAGGCAGAAGAAAAUACAGAUGAAGACACAUUAGAUAUUUCUGAGGAGGAAUGUAUUAGAUGAAUGGAAAUUGUGAUAUGUACAAUGUAUUAGAACUCUCUUUUCCCUAUUUAAAUAUAUAUGACAUUUAUAUAUAUGAACUUAAAAACUGUAAAUAAACAGACCAAAGGAUUUAUUGACA
Molecule: messenger RNA, 3033 nt
Organism: Monodelphis domestica (gray short-tailed opossum)
Lineage: Eukaryota; Metazoa; Chordata; Mammalia; Didelphimorphia; Didelphidae
Gene: RUMY1
Product: family with sequence similarity 72 member A
Cellular component (GO): cytosol
Source: RefSeq, a predicted model, not a curated record